ACAGUGAUGACAACUAACCUCCCUACAACUCUUGGCACCACAGCUGCAGGUCCCAGCGAUCCUUGCAGAGACAAUCCCUGUAAUGGUAGUUCUUCAUGUGUGCCCUUGAAUACCACGUAUUUUUGCCUGUGUGUUGAAGGAUAUUACUAUGACAAUGAGACGUGCCGGAAAGGAAAGACAUUCCCUGGUGAGAUUACAGUAAACGUCCAAGAAACAUCUGACUUGGAAAAUAAAACUUCUCCAGCUUAUCAAAACCUACAUCAUGAUGUUACUGAAUUUUUUAAAGAGGCAUUAAACCGUCCUGAUUAUGGACAGACUGUCAUCCUAAAAGUAAGCACAUCUCCUUCACGGUCAGCAAGAUCUGAACUGCUUACUGCUGGCAACACUGUUGUUAAAGUAGUGAACAUUUUUCUUGAAAAUGCCAAUAUAACUGCAAGUGAUGUAGCUGAGUUAAUUGAAAAUGCGACUAGUAUGUCAUCUUUUGUGAAAAGUUAUACUGCUCAGAGUUUAUGUGAUUUUCAUGGCUGUGUAAACGUUACUGAAGAUGAUGAUUGCAGUGAUGGUCUUACUUGCACAUGCAAAGAAGGGCUGGAGAGACCUAACAUCCUGGCCGGUUUUUGUGUUGCAACGUGCCCCAGUGACUGCAAUGCAGAGAACAAUAAGCAAUGCUUAAUGACAAAGGAGGACGAGAAACCCACCUGCGUCUGCCUAGCGGGCUAUCGGAAUGACAGCGGGAUCUGUCAAAAGUGUUCAUUCGGUUACGGUGGUGUGAACUGCGAAAACCCAUUCCAGCUCAUUCUCACAAUCGUGGGCUCCAUUGCUGGCUUUCUCAUUCUCAUCCUGAUGAUUGCGGUGAUCUGCUCAGCAAGGUCUAAGAAUAAAGGCAAGAACAUUGAAGAGCAGAACUUGAUUGACAAUGACUUUCAUGGCUUGAAGCUACAGCAGACCACAGGUUUCACCAACAUGGGAGCACAGGGGGCUUUCUUCCCCAGAGUCAAGACGGGGGCCUCCCAAAACGUCCAUCCGCAAAACCCCUACAGCAACCCGAGAGGUCUCCCUGGCCACGACUAUUAGAAUGGUAGAAUUUUGAAGUUGACGCACACACCUGACCUAAUACGUGAGCUGCUGUUUGAGUGUUCGGAGAGACUGACUGACAGGUGCCAACACAACCUCCAGGGUUUCUCUCCCACCCAGCACCUGCUGGCCUUCCUCUCUGAAUACAAGUUGUGAAUGCCAUGAAUAUAGCUCACCUCCCUCCCCCCAAAGACUAAGUAUCUGAAAUUAAACGCACAGGGAUACUCUUA
Ochotona princeps (American pika) is the source of this 1304-nucleotide messenger RNA. It is a transcript of the gene MUC13, whose product is annotated as mucin 13, cell surface associated. The record is from RefSeq and is a predicted model, not a curated record. Lineage: Eukaryota; Metazoa; Chordata; Mammalia; Lagomorpha; Ochotonidae. The transcript is spliced from 11 exons. Bases 7 to 1074 code for a protein of 355 amino acids.